UGUGAAUUAUUUGUAUGUGAGGCGGCCUCAUGUCAGGUGAGGUGAAUGACGUCACAGGUAGUUGACCCAUCAGGCCAAGCUAGUCAAGAGGCGCGGCGGGCAGUGUGGCGCGGGCCGGCGUGGGGAGAGGUGCUGCUCAGCGCCCGCCUCAUUGGUUUUACUAAAUUAGUCACCUGGACAGUCCUGUGCAUGAGGUUACCUGCGCCAGGCUUACAGGUAUGUACGAGGGUGCAUCAGUACAAUGGCACUGCAGAUAUGGUCAACCAGACCCAAGAAAUUGGUCUCGUACAACAGCACUGCAGGUAUGGUCAACCAGACCCAAGAAAUUGGUCUCGUACAACAGCACUGCAGGUAUGGAGGGAUUAAAGUUACUUGGGAAAACUUUCAAAUCGCAAUUGGUCAUAAUAUAGUGUGUGUAUAUUCCCACAAGUACAACAGGUGAAGGGAACUAGUUUAAGUUUAACAUGUUAUACCUUGCAGCGGUGGCCUUCUAAUAGGUAUAGCCUAAGAACUCUCUACAUUAACCACUUCAGAGUGGUAAACCAUUCUUCUGGCCAGUAAUUUGAACAUUUAGUUGUGGUGUAACA
Molecule: messenger RNA, 587 nt
Organism: Procambarus clarkii (red swamp crayfish)
Lineage: Eukaryota; Metazoa; Arthropoda; Malacostraca; Decapoda; Cambaridae
Source: RefSeq, a predicted model, not a curated record